GAAGCUGCGUCUGAUAACGCAAUGCUUUCGUGUGUGCGCGUGUGCACCCGCCCCUGUUACUGAGGGUGCGUGUUUGUGUGUGGGACAACUGAUGAGAAACUAGACGAGGGCUCUGAGGGUGGGUAGGUGGUCAAGCUUGUGAUGUAGAAAGGUCCGGGGCACAUCCACGUCAAAAGGCUGGUGAGGCUGUGUGAAGUUCUGCAGGAUGUUUUGGGACAAGAGAGUUUGUUCUGUUUGCAUUGUUCUGUGACGUUGAGUCUGCUGAGCUGGGGAGGAACAAGUACAGCUGGAAGGAGGCAUCUAAAUCCCAGGAGAAGAUCGUUUUACAGCCGGUUGAGCCAACGUGAGCGGAGCCCAGUGUCAUGGACAAAUUCAAGGCAGCCAUGGUUCUGGGAGCCGUUGGUGAUGCCUUGGGCUACCGAAAGGGCCGCUGGGAAGGCUGCAUCUCAGGCAAGAAGAUCCAGGAGGAACUGGCCUCUCUGGGGGGACUUGGGGCCCUGAAAGUGGACCCUGACAACUGGCCCCUGAGUGACGCAACGCUGAUGCACAUCACCACAGCAGAAGCACUGGUAACAGAUUACUGGUGUCUGGAGGAUCUCUAUCGGGAGCUGGUGCGUCUCUAUGUUGAAGCCACGGUGUCUCUCCAGGGCAGAGCCCCUGAUCCUGCCACAGUGGAGGGCUGCAUUCACCUCAAACCUCACAACUUCCUGCUCGCCUGGCAUACACCCUUCAAUGAAAAAGGGUCUGGCUUUGGGGCAGCUGCCAAGGCCAUGUGUGUGGGAAUGAGAUACUGGCAAUCUGAGAGAAUAGACAACCUGGUGGAGGUCAGCAUUGAGAUCGGCAGAAUGACCCACAACCAUCCCACAGGAUUCCUCGGCUCCUUGACGACGGCCCUGUUUGCCUCCUAUGCGAUCCAGGGGAAAGCUCCCGUGACUUGGGGUCGCGACCUCAUGAAGGUCAUUCCUCGGGCUGUGGAGUACUGCAGGAAGACCAUUCGACACAUGUCAGAGUAUCAGGAAAACUGGUUUUACUUUGAGGCCAAGUGGCAGUUUUACCUGGAAGAGAGAGAGAUUGAGAUGGAAGAACAGAACAAACCUUCGUUCCCUGAUCCCUAUGAUGUUGAGGAGACAGACAAAAUGUAUAAGCGCUGGAGCUCAGAGGGCCGUGCGGGACGCAGAGGCCAUGAUGCCCCCAUGAUAGCCUACGAUGCCCUUCUGGCGGCUGGCAGUGACUGGGCAGAACUGUGUAAACGAGCCAUGUUCCAUGGAGGUGAGAGUGAAGCCACCGGCCUGAUCGCAGGGUGUCUCUUUGGCCUCAUGCACGGCCUGAGUCAGGUUCCCCCAGGACUGUACCAGGAUUUGGACAAAAGAGAGCGCCUGGAGGAGCUGGGAGAAAAGCUUUACAAAGCAGCAUCUGCCGAGAAGUGCCUAGACAAGUAAACCUGCUCUUCACUGGCCUGAACCCUGCUGGCUAUCAGAGGAACUGCACAUGGCUGUCAAACUGCUUCCCUUUGUCCCAAGUUCCCCUCUAGUCCCUUGGCAGUAUCUCCAUAAUCUUAGGUGGCAUAUGUCCUCUCCUUGCCUCUCUUGCCCUCAACUCCUUGAAUUUUGCUUGAUACGGGCCUGUCAUGAAUUGAAAAAGUUGCAGCACCUAUCACCCAUAUAGGUUUUGAGGCAGUGGAAAGGGGAGACCAAUAGGGUAUUGAGCUUCAGCCUAUUUCUUAUAAGAUCGUCUCUCAGGAGCUACGUCUGCAAUCCGUUUGCAUAAAGGCCAUGUUCUGUUGCAGCCAGGGAGGAAUAACCUGCCUCCAUCAAAUAUUAAAUGACAGAACUGUGGAGGGGGGGGAAAAGAAAACGCUUCUUAUAACCUUUAUUUUAACCUUUUCCUUUUCUAAAGCUAACCUGUAUUAACAAGAAGCACACAGUCAUGGAGUAUCUAAUUCCUUUAAAACGGAGUAUCUAAUUCCUCAAAACAAUGUGUAAACUUGAUAAAGCCUAACUGAUUUUAAAAUACGUCUCUAGCCGCCGUAGGUUUUAAUAGUUUUAAUAGUUUUGAUCUACAGGCUUUUCAAAGCAUGCAACAUG
Cyclopterus lumpus (lumpfish) is the source of this 2084-nucleotide messenger RNA. RefSeq names its product ADP-ribosylhydrolase like 1 (gene adprhl1). The record is from RefSeq and is a predicted model, not a curated record. Gene Ontology annotation, biological process: protein de-ADP-ribosylation. The transcript is spliced from 7 exons. Lineage: Eukaryota; Metazoa; Chordata; Actinopteri; Perciformes; Cyclopteridae. Gene Ontology annotation, molecular function: ADP-ribosylarginine-[protein] hydrolase activity; magnesium ion binding. Bases 363 to 1439 code for a protein of 358 amino acids.